UGUAGACAGAAGCUGGAAAUGGGUGAGUCGCCGCUGAGGGCCGUGGUAUCAGAGUCUUUAAACAAUAAUGUACGGGCUUAAUUGACACAGUUAAACACCAUCGGCGCACUUCUGUUGCAGAGACACGGCGUUUGCAAGGGCGCGUCAUUUGACCGACUGCCGUCAUUAGUUUUAAAGCUAGCUAGGCUAAUGUUAGCGAGCGGAGCCAGGCCCAGCCUAGAGUUCACUACUGUGUUUUUGUGGGCGACGCCAGUCAAAGUGCUAACGAGGCAGAUGUAACUGGUGACACUUAAUCAGCAACAACAAACAACAAAGCCCAGUCUCUCAGAUACCUGGACUGUUUUUUAGUAGCGCAUUAAAGGUUUGAAUAGCCUGAAAACCCUAGCUAACUAAUUAAUAAUGACUUCCAGGAGGACAGGCUAUGCUGGUAGCAUGGAUUCCUCUACGACAAAUAGCGGCGGCAGCUCGGUCCACAGUGGAAAUCGUAAGCAGAGUAUAAUUAACAUUCCCGACAGACCAGAGUCCUGUUUUGAUCGGAAACCAGACAAGUCUUUAUUCGGAGUCUCGCAGGGCAACAUGACUGUAACGUCGCUGAAGUCGCGUCUGGCCCCGACCAUUCAGACUGCCAUGUCCGCUGCAGUGGACACUCUGCUGGGCGAAGUGGUGCUGGUUCUCAAUGAGACGCAACAAGAGCUGCUGCACAAGGAGCAGGAGAACGAAAGACUCAAAGUGCGGCUUGAAGUGUCAGAGAGGGAGUUGAAGACUUUACAGGAGUGCCUGUGCAGCGCUCAGAAGCUCAUAGACCAGCUUCAGAUCUCAUACUCGGGCCCUCAGACAGUGAGUCAGUCGGUUUUCGCCCCGUCGCUGUCUUCCAUGGCUUCUCUGACUUCGGGCUUGGAUCGGGACCACCAGAACCCCCGAAGCGUGAAUGGAGCCGGUGUAGACUUGGGACUCGGUGGCGCUGUGGAUGAAUCGCUUCAUGGGUUUGAGCCAAGAGAUGACUACAAAAUGUGUCAACUUUCAAUCCAACCAGAUGGCUCUGUGACUAACCACGCUCUGGACUCCUUCACAUCCAACACAUCUCAUAUGUGCUCCGAUUCCAGCAGGCCAGAUGAGAGGCAGUCUCAGGGACCAGGAGGAGCAUCCAGGUUUGAGAUUAAAGAGGAGCAGGGAGCAGCUUCAGUCUCUGGUCAGCCCAGCAGGAAGGAGCAAGGGUUGCGUAAUGACAGCAGAAUUGGUGACGGAGAGCGGCCAUCCCAAAGCGUGGGUGACCUCGGUUACGUUCAAGUUGGGGAGGGAGGUUCUCAUCGUUCCUUUACUCACCCCCUGCGGCACCAAAGGCCUGUGCGAGAAUGCAGCGGUGCCUUGCAGCCGGACGGACUAGAUGGACAGAAAGCGUUGGCUAGGACUUCUGGAACUGGGAGAGUAGACAGUGUGUCUCCGGGCAGAGCUGAGGACUCUGCAGGACCUUCGGCCCCUGACACAGCAGUGGAGCCCUCCGGCGAUCGGCCUCACCACUGCCUGGAGUGUGGAAAGACCUUCCGCUUGAUCUCCAGCCUGAAGAAGCACAUCCGCAUCCACACAGGAGAGAAGCCCUACCCGUGUGGAGUCUGUGGCCGCCGCUUCCGCGAGUCGGGAGCUCUCAAAACCCACCUGCGCAUACACACGGGUGAGAAGCCAUACUCUUGCUCUGAGUGUGGAAACUGUUUCCGCCACUUGGACGGUUUGCGCAAGCACAGGCGCACGCACACCGGAGAGAAACCCUACGUGUGCGCCAUCUGUGGGAAGCGCCUGAGCCGCCUGCAGCACCUCAAGCACCACCAGCUCAUCCACACCGGAGAGAGGCCGUGCUGCUGCCCCUUCUGCAACCGCAGCUUCAAGGAGCCCGCGGCGCUGCGGAAGCACAUCCGCACUCACCGGGAGGAAGGAGGUCACAUGGGAAUUGUUGCCAGUGAUGACACAGACCCAGACGCCAUGGAUGACAUAAACAACCUCCAUCCAGCAGCUCCGUCCCCUCAGAUGAGGUUUGGGGAGUGGGGAGCGGAGGAAGACGACAGCUCGGUCGUGGACUGUGUGUAGGAGACGAUUAAAGGAGAAACUGUCGGUUUGUAAUCUUAUAAAACGCUGAAUAAAGUGUUUCUGUAGUUUAACAUGAUGGAUAAGAUCAUCUCUGUUCCAUCCAGCUGUUAGAGUGAAGAAUCAGGCUACAUAUAACCCUAGCCUUUGAGUUGUGUUUAUAUCUGAUGUUUUCAUGUCAGCAGCAAGUUUUCUUUCUUUUGUUUUCCCAAACAUUUAUCAAACAGCAGCAGCAGCAGUGUACAAGUUGUUCUUGGCACAGGAAGUUGCUGGUUUGCCAGCUUCCCAGCAAUAAUUUGGGGAAUUGAUGGCAGAAGCGGACAAGAUCUGUUAACCCCACUUUUAAAAAUGUAAGUGCCUUGAACACUCACUCAACCAUCAGCUGAGUCCCCCUGCUGCUGCUGCUGCUGCUGCUGCUGUUUAAGAUCACCCGCACCUGGAUAUUAGUCAGGACAAACUAUUACUGAUGACUUUCUAAAAGCUUUUGGUGACACACACUGAGCUGCUCAAAUACUGUAAACAGAAAUAGAUGCAUGGCGCUGGUUCAUGCUUCAUGUGUAGGACAAACCAUGUACAUUGUGUAGCUGGGUAUUUUUGGCCAAAACCAAAUAUCCUUGUACUGUGGUUUAAUUCUUUGAUCUCAAGUGUUCACAUUUGGGUCUGUACCAUUGGUGCUUUCACACACACACGCAGCAUUCAUGAAUCUACAACAGAAACUGACCAACACCAUUUCACUCAGCUGGAACUGCAAAUUAAAGCUGGUCAGAAUAUUAGAUCCUUUCCACUUUGAUCCUUUAUAAAACCAGGAAAGUCAGGCAUUUAAACUUUCACGAUAUUAACCAAAAUCCCACAUGACGCCUGGCUCUGAUUUUGAUGUGGACAUGAUAUUGAUGUGUCUCCCUGGUCUACCUCAGUACUCACUCUCCUGCUUUAGUUUACUUACAGUCCUCUGACUUCUUUGACUUACAAUUGAGAUUAUUUAAUGAAAAAGUCUGUUAAAAUGGUUCUUCCCAAUGACUGUUACACUGCAGGUGGAUGCAGUCACAUUUUAAGGACCCAGUGCUUCUGUUAAACCAAAGCACAUUUUAAAAUAUUGCUGUAAAGCCACCAUUAUUCUGAACUAAUAAUUAACAACUGUAAAAAUACAAUUAAAAACAUUUAACUGAGAAAAAAAAAUAGUUACUACCUGUUAGGUUUUGACUGUCAUCAGUGUGUGGCUUGAUGAGACAUGAACCAAGUUUUAUUCUUCCUCUUUAGCCCUGCUCUGCUCUGUCUCAUCCCUCCUUUUCACCGCGCAGAGCUGUCAUCCGUUACGCAAUCGUUAAUCUUUGUCGAGCUGAAGUUACCUGUGUCAAGUGUGUUUAAGUUUGAAAACAGUAGUACGAGCAUUUUAUUUUCUCACCAAACAAAAAAACAGGACAUAUAGGACAGAGGACAUCAGCAUCCACCCAGAGAGAAACAGCUUAAACACAGUUUUACUGUCCCAUGAUCCUCUCUUUCUCUUAUGGACCACGUCUUCUCAUUCCGUUCGAGCUGCUACUGUAUGUCUAGAAAGCCUUUCCCUUUCUGGACUUAUAUUAAUGUUACCACCCAGUUACUAGCAAUUACUAGGGGACAGACUUUUGGUGCUUGCAUGUGCAUAUUUGUUCCUCCGCUGGCAGCGAUGCCUCCUGGGUGUUUCUGUAUAUAAGAAUGUAGUUUUAGCCAUUUUUUCCGGUUUAAUAAGGGUUAACAUUUGUGGAAAAGUUUAAUGUGCAACAUUGACUUUUUUUUUUUUUUUUUUUUUAAACGUAGUGUGCUUUGUAACCAUCAGUAUGCUAACAGGCAAUGUAAAUAUAUAAAAUCUUAUUAAAUUUUCUUCCUGAUGUUUUUCCCGACGCCCCGAUGUGACACGACGGACGCGUCAGGUUUAGCAACGGAGAGCAUUAUACUUCUCAGCCUUCUCAGCUAUACUGUAGGUCUCUGGUGUCAUUUACCAUGUAUACUACUAUAAUGAUCUCUAUGUACAUUUACAAGUGUAAGUCAUUUUACAAGGCACUCAAAAGAUAUGUCACUGUAUGCCAAGGUAGUCUUUACCCCAGAUAAUCAUAUUUAUUGUUUUCUGCUGAUACAUACAGGGGGGCCUUUGCAUGUAGGUUUAAACUGAAAUGGCAUUCUUCCUUAACAGGUCAGUGUUAAAUGUGAAGUGAAUUACAUUUUUAUGCUUCUGUGUUCAAAAUAUAUUCCCUCACAUCACAUUCAUCAUGUUACCUACUGUAAAUGUUACUAUAUUAAAGGGCCU
Molecule: messenger RNA, 4357 nt
Organism: Toxotes jaculatrix (banded archerfish)
Lineage: Eukaryota; Metazoa; Chordata; Actinopteri; Toxotidae
Product: zinc finger protein 70
Exons: 2
Coding region: 400-2079 (559 amino acids)
Biological process (GO): regulation of transcription by RNA polymerase II
Molecular function (GO): DNA-binding transcription factor activity; RNA polymerase II cis-regulatory region sequence-specific DNA binding
Source: RefSeq, a predicted model, not a curated record